Molecule: messenger RNA, 3431 nt
Organism: Daphnia carinata
Lineage: Eukaryota; Metazoa; Arthropoda; Branchiopoda; Diplostraca; Daphniidae
Product: zinc finger and BTB domain-containing protein 17-like
Exons: 8
Coding region: 164-3172 (1002 amino acids)
Biological process (GO): regulation of transcription by RNA polymerase II
Molecular function (GO): DNA-binding transcription factor activity; RNA polymerase II cis-regulatory region sequence-specific DNA binding
Source: RefSeq, a predicted model, not a curated record
AACGGAAUGAGCGAGGUAGAGCAUUUUCAGUACUAGGACUUUUUCUUAACAUAACUGAAAUUUUCUUGACAGCACUUCAGGCUGUUUAGAUUUGUAGUGCAUUUGUGAUAAGAUUUAAGGUCCCUCACUAAAAGCUAAUGAAGGGUGCAAUAGAGCUUAUUUAAUGUCACAUAAGCUGGACUACAACAUUAAAGUGGAAAUGGAAAGCUGUGAAGAUGACAAUGAAGGCAAGACCCCUCAAGAGUCGAGAGAUGACGAUAGCUGCCAUGCUGACAGUGGACUGCUAAAUAUGUUGGCAGAAGUUGCUUCAGCAACUCUACAUAAUGAUUCACUGGCUAGAAAAACCCGUAACCCGAGGGGUAGACCUCGUAAGCAGAUGACUGAAGGGAGACCAGAACCUGAACAAGAAACUACUGAUGCCAACAAAUUGUCCUUGGCCCAACUUCAGUUGCUAACUGAGAAGCAAUUGGUGGAUCUAUUUUCUCUCAUGGAUUCUGAUGAGAUUCGUAGGACAUUUUCCUACUCCUGCCACCUGCUUCAAAGGUGCCAGUUUACUUCUAGUAGUUUUGGGAGUGAAAUGAAAGCUAGACAGGAAAUGCAAAAACAUCUAUCAGAGCACGUCCGGGAUUUGAUGAGGAAAGCUCGCGAGUCGGCUGGCUUCCGCUUUACUGCCACCCCGGUUGCGUCCAAGACCAAAAAAAUCCCAGCAGUGGUCAAGGAAACUACUAGGAUAUCUCCUGUCAGGAAACCUAAAGAGAAAACUAUGAAAAUUAAGCUUCAAGCGCCAUCAAAGAAAACGGCGCCGCCACCACCUCAGACUGCUGCGAUGACUAAAACAACAAGGGGGCCUUUGAAGAAGACGAGUCAGUCAUCACCUCAAGCCAAAUCCCCACGCCAAAGCAAAGCAAGCAAAGACGAUUCGUCACCUACAAAGAAAGAUAAUUCAGGAGGCAAGAGAAAACGCCGUUCAGCCGGCACGUUUGCGGAAGGCGAAGAAGAAAAUAUGAAUGCUUCUCUAAUGGCUGGUAUUGAAGUAGCCCCUGAAGAAGUAACCGUGAAAGAAAAAUGGUUAAAACUGUAUCACGACAAAUAUCGAGCCGUUGAUGAAGCUCGUUUCCGCGCUAUCCAAGCUGACUUGUCUCCCGACAGCGAUUUAGACCAGGAGUACGGAGAAGUAGCAGAAGAGGUGGUAGUGACUUCAGAGGAACCAAUUGCAGGCUCUUCAACAACUAACGCGACAUCAUUACCUGAUCAUGACUACAACAUCUACCGUAUCAACAAAAAAACUAAGGCGGUAGUGGUCAGUUCCACGGAGGACACGUCAGGUCUUCAAGACGAACAAAUGGAAGCAGUCGCCCAAUCGGUUGCAGCUGCUGCUCAAGAGAAAGAGAAACUAAAGAGGAAGCGCGGUGGACAAAUGCAACAGGCAAGUGGUAUUCCUCUGCAUAGUUUUAUGCUUGAGGAGACGACCAAACAAAGCAAAUUCGUGGUUAAGAACAAACCAACGGAGCCGCUACCUUGUGUGGGCAGUGAAGUGGUAGUUGGCUACAAUCCCAACGAAUUCUAUUUGAUGAAGUCAUCUGAACUACCCGUCAUAGAAGAUCUGAGGCACCAGAAAACCGUAGUGUCUGAUACACCGCCAGCCGGUACGCAGGCCCAAUUCACUUUCGUCUGCAUGAACGAAGAUGGAGAAUUGAUUGAAGAAACCGUAGAGGAACCUGGCAUUUUCUUGGAAGACGACGAAGAACAUCUUUUAGAGCAGGUCGCCGCACAAGCGUCAGGAGCACGUGGUCAAGGGCGUGAAGUGCCAGAAAAGGAUAUGGUGGACAUCGCGCGCAAGCGUGCGAAAGUCAAGCCCAAAUUCGUAUCGCAGUCUGCAGGCGAACGCGAACUUGCUUUGCAAUAUAUUGGUGAACUAAAGCAACAACGCGGCAGCGGAGCUGAUUCACUUCACUGCAAAAUCUGCUCACCCGUUCGCACAUUUACUGCUCCCACAACCCUAUUAUCGCAUUAUCGGAGCCAUGCAGGCAUCAAGCCAUACGAAUGUCGACGAUGUGGAGCCGUCUUUACCCGCCAGCAUAGCCUCAACUAUCAUAUGCUGAUUCAUGCUAACUUAUCGCGGUUCACGUGCCCAGAUUGUCAUCGCCAGUUCCGUCAUCCAUCUCAUUACAAGGAGCAUCGUCGGCGGCAUACAGGCGAAGCCCCCUAUGAAUGUUCCGACUGCAUGCAACGUUUCCGUACACGCAAUUCGUACAAACGCCAUUUGAUGACUCGCCAUGGUAAGUUGCUCACUUCUACCGGAGGACUUAUCAUCCUACCCGAGGAAGAAUUCAACAAGGUACGCUGCAAACCUCGUCCAGUCCGCUCGAGCCGCUCAGGAGACGCGCCUGCUGGAAUUCCGAGUACUUCAGGCGCCUCUACUUCCAAAGAAACUAGCGGGGAAGUCAUCGUGAAAACCAGAGCAGAACCAAAGGCUAAAAGUUCUAAAGCUAAGGCAGAUCCGGACGGCUCUGGUAAUUUUGAACAGCAACGUCAGGAGGAUCUGAUUAGGCUGUUGUAUCAGCGCCUAACAAGUCCAAACGAGCACAGCAGUGCCGAAAGUAGCGGCGGAGAGAGUCGAAGUGGUAGCCCUAUUCCCGAUGAUGGCCUGAUUGUCACGUCUGAAGUUCAUGAUGAACAGAUUCAGGUAAUGGAAGUCGAGCAUGAUGUUGUAGUAGAAUCACAGGAAGUUGCAGCCGCUGUCGUUGUUGAAAGUAUUCCGAAUUCAGAGGAUCAGGUGGUUGAGGAGCAAUGUGAAGUUGUUGCAGAAGAAACGUGGGGCUCCUUCGUUCAUCUGACAGUUGAUGGUCAAAAUAACGUAAUUUUCCUCGACGAGAGCCAAGUUGGAGCUGAAACCGAAGCGGGAGAUGGAACGACUACCGUGGUGAUCGAACAACCGCCACCAGCGUCGUCCCAACAAGUUAAGAUCGUCUCUCGCCAACGUAAUCCCGCCGCCCCUAAACCUAGGACGACACGGCGUUCUCCUGCCGUACCAAGUGUUAAUGCUGGCAAUAGCUCACCUCUCGCUACAUCCUCUUCGACUGGUGACGUCGACCUGCUCUCGUUUGUCCAUAACGCCGGUGUUAUGGUUCAGCAUAUUCUCGACAUUCAAUCGGACAGUUCUGCAUCUUAAUAAAAAGAAACGCGUACCAAUCGGAUUUAGACCGACAUCCUUUCUUGUACAUAAAUGCGGUAUCUUCAGUUCACUCUCACUUUGUUGUUUUCAUUUCGUGGAAAUGAUUACGUGGAAAGCAGUUUUUUGCAAGCGAUCAUCGUUCGUAUCCAAAAGGACAUUUUUUUUUUUUUGUAAUAGCGUUUCUUCUUCAGUAAUCAGUUAGAUUAAACUUUUUUUCUGUUCCGUUUUGUCACAGGCAAUACACAAAUAUAUUUCA